ACAGAGGCAAAAAGAAGUGCAUACGAUUUCACCACCAAACAGGCCACUUCCCAGCUAUGCAAGGAACUGCAUGCUGCCUCAUGAACAUACACGAGAGGCUUGACCCCAGCGACAGUGAAACGUGGCUUCCUGAGGGACACCUCAAGGACUGGGUUCAAGUGCGCCAUGAUUGUGCUUCCAACAUCCUGCAUGAAUGUGUACGCCUUCAAACCCUCCAUCUCAUACCGUUCUUUGUACAUGAUGGAAUGGACAUAGAUGAAAUGGACACAUCCGGCCUAACAGCUCUCCAUGUAGCUUCUAAAACCCUCGCAAAAGAAGCCAUUCAAAUGUUACUCCACUGUGGAGCAAACAUUAAUCUCACCGUUCCAGUGACUGGACAAGCCGCGCUUCAUUUCGCCACCCAGUCUUCGUCGUCCAAAGGCGCUAUCACCUUAGCAGCAGGGGCAGAGUGUGUUGAGCUACUGCUGCAGAAUGGGGCACAGGUGCACAUGCGAGACAGAAGUGGGAGGGAAGCGAUUCAUUUUGCUUGUCAAGGUGGCAGAGAAGAUCUAGUUACUCUCCUGCUCGACUAUGGGGCAGACAUCAACUCCCUAACAAGCCUGCAAGAGUCUCCACUUUUCCUAUUCCUUCAAGAAAAGAAUAACCUAAGACAGGCCCAGUUACUGGAUAAGCUGCUCAGCCUAUCAUACCCUCUGAAAAUAACUAAUGCUGAAGGCUGUCUACCCACAGGGUUUAUCUUUCCCUGUGCCGAACGACUGAAAGACGCCCUCCUGAGAAUGACUUUGGAUGUCUUGCCCCUGCAGGAAAUCUGCAAAUUCAACAUCAGGAAAAUAUAUGGAGAAAACAUGAAACUUUGGAUGGAAGUGAAUCUUCCAACCGACCUGUGGAAGUCCAUAUAUGUUGACCAAGAAUUCUCAUAUGCUUCAAAAACAAAGGCCUUUAAUUAAUGUGCACACACACAUUCAAGAUCACCACACUAGCCAAAAAAGGCAAAAACAGGCCACUAUGAAACUGUCCU
This is a messenger RNA of Heteronotia binoei (common prickly gecko), 1018 nucleotides long. RefSeq names its product ankyrin repeat domain 61 (gene ANKRD61). NCBI's taxonomy places the organism in Eukaryota, Metazoa, Chordata, Lepidosauria, Squamata, Gekkonidae. The record is from RefSeq and is a predicted model, not a curated record. Gene Ontology annotation, molecular function: protein binding. The transcript has a single exon. Bases 57 to 947 code for a protein of 296 amino acids.